Molecule: messenger RNA, 2853 nt
Organism: Cladophialophora carrionii CBS 160.54
Lineage: Eukaryota; Fungi; Ascomycota; Eurotiomycetes; Chaetothyriales; Herpotrichiellaceae
Exons: 3
Coding region: 1-2853 (950 amino acids)
Biological process (GO): regulation of transcription by RNA polymerase II
Cellular component (GO): nucleus
Molecular function (GO): DNA-binding transcription activator activity, RNA polymerase II-specific; RNA polymerase II cis-regulatory region sequence-specific DNA binding
Source: RefSeq, a predicted model, not a curated record
AUGAUUCCCACCGUUGGCCAAACUCCACGGAACUCCAUCUCUUCUUCUAACGAGCAUUUCCUGGACCUUGCUGCCUUCGAGAACUAUUCCUUUGAUCUCCCCGAAGGCGAACCCCAAUAUACUCUUGCUUCUUCUGCUUCUGUUGUCAACCCUCGCCAUCUGGACUCGUCUGCAGUUGACACCGGCGGUGUACCCAGUCACCGAACCGGCCCGGACCCCUGGACACACGUGGAUGCCACAGUAGGGCCUAAAACUGGACUGCCUGAUACUAUGAAUUCGAAUCAACAUGGGCUGCCUUCAGGACACCUGAGAACUCCAACGCAUGCUCUUCGUCCGUCCUCUGUCGGUGGACGUAUGACCUUUGAAGACUCGGCUUAUGCCACUGCAUCCAGGAAAUCGCAGCACGCCAGUGAAGCUGGAUCCAUAAGUGAGCAUGGCUCUGAUAUCAUGGAACAACGGAACACGAACUCCACGCCUACGCCUACGCCAUAUUCUGCUCCUCUGCCUGGCCCUACGUCGUCGCACUCGUCCACAGCCACGCUCAUUCCGUCAAAUGGCAACCUUCAACCUUCGCAGCCCGGACGGUCUCCAACUCGUCGGCCACCAAGAAAACAGACAGAGCUUGAAUGCCCGGACUGCGACUACGCGGCAAAGACGCCGUCAGACCUGAAGAAACACUCGGCCCGCCAUAAACGCGAGUACAAGUGCACAGUUCGAGCCUGCCCGCAGAGCGAGAAGGGUUUCGCCACGGUGAAUGACCGGGACAGACACAUGAAAGCGGUUCACCGCAUCAGCAACCGGCCCAGUAAAUCGUACAAAUGCUUUGCUGAGGGCUGCAACAGGGGAGACAAAGAGUGGCCUCGCCUCGACAACUUCAAACAGCAUCUCAGAAAAAUGCAUGAGGAGCAACCGUUGGAUGAUCUGCUUCAGGCGUCCAACAAGUGGUGGGAAGGGCAAGAAGCCCAGCAGCAAGCGGAGGCGGACGCAGCCUCGCAUGCCAGGCCACACAAUCUUUUUGCCUCAAGCUCUGCUAUGUCUGUCUCGGAGCAGUUCGAGGCAUAUCAGCGCAACUACUCGGACUCCAAUCCAUCGUACAUGUCACUGUCAUCUGGAGGCAGUGAUAUGCUGCGCUCCGUCAGUCACGGCAACCCAGCUCACCCAGCGGACCCUGCUUCGGUUUUGGAUCCUCGUCUUAGGCGGACUCAACAGUUCCAACGGCGAAGUCUUUCCGGCCCAUUGGGCGCGGGAAACCCUCAGCGCCAUUUAGCAGUUCCAUUGCUCAACACUAGUCUCGCCCCUCCUCAACUCCACACACAGAAGACGAGAUCGCAUGCGGACUACUCUGCAUAUCAGGAUCCAUCGCAAGUCUCGACCAUUUUCACAAACCCGACAGUCAACUACCUCUUCAGUUCUGGCCCGUCCCUAGACCCUUCCCCCUUCGCAGCGCGAGCCGGUUAUUCCGUCCCAGGGGGUUUCGUGAAUGAGCAGCCUCGCAGGGUGAAGAAGGCCCGCACAGUCGCUGGUCCCGACAUCAAAUUGUACCGGAUGGCAGAUUUUGGUUCUCCGCAAAAAGUCCAACCCGUCCCAGAGGAUGAUAGGGCAAGCCAAGAUGCUUAUUUGGGAUAUGUGGGAAGCAAUCCAGCUGCUGAUAAUGUACCGACCCCCUCGCCCCAUCAAGCCAGCGUUGCGCAAGCCUUGGAGGACUCCCCAAAGUCGAAGCUCCACAAGCGCCUAGAGGAUGACAUCAAUUCUUUUUUGGUCCAGCACAACUCCAAGGCAGGCAACCAACCGCUAUCCGAAGAAGAGUUGUAUAAGAGUUUUCGGCUUUCACUGGGAAGCAGCGACACCUUGACCAGUUGCGAUGCUUCGCAUGUCGGUCCGCUACCGGGACCUGCUGACGUCAAGCAAAGCCCUACGAAAUAUUGCCCUGCAACGAGGGAGACUUACUUCGUUUGUCCCGUCUGCAAGAAGCCCAAGAAGAGACAAAGUGAGCUCAACAAGCACAUGAACCGCCAUUCGAAGCCCUACGGAUGCGUAUUCGACGGGUGCCAUAAGACCUUUGGCAGUAAGAAUGACUGGAAGAGGCAUGAACAAACACAGCACGAGCAGCAGGAGUGCUGGCGUUGCCACCUGUGCUUUGAAGUCUUCUUUCGUGACGAAAGCUACUACAUCACGCACAUGAGCAACGUCCACUCAACUCACCGUCCCGAAGAGAGUGCUAGACAACAUCGUAUCGCCCGAAACUACCAGGGACGGUUCUGGUGCGGAUUUUGUCGUGAGAUCAUUAAGCACAUGAAGACAGAUAUGGAAGCUAUCAACUUUAGAUUCGACCACAUUGCCAAUCAUUUCACCAAGGACAAGAUGUUGAGCAAGGACUGGGUCGAGCUGAGUGGCAAGGGGAAGACUAAGCAGCAAGAUCGAGAUCAACAAAGUAAGACUGCCACCGAGGGUGGAGAAGACUUCGCGGGCAUGUCUCAAGAUACAUCGAUGAGCACGCCGACGCCGACGCCGACGUCGCCGCACAACGACUCCAGUCCGAUGCAACGCGAUUUCUCACACCAAUCUUCGAGUUCUGAAGGACUCCCGAGCUCCACUACAAUCAUGCAAGACCUGCACUCCAUGAUGGGGCUUCAGAUUCAUACGGGGCCGCUGCAACGGCAAUCCCACCCUGCUCCCGAGCACGCUGGGCCUCAACCGCGACGAGACGUUCAACAACGCCGCACUAAGUAUGUGUACUGCUGUCAUUGCGGCGAGAUAACGAACUCCAGUCUCUCAGACUCGUGCAUGCCUCCUUGCAAUCAUCGUUUCUGCCUGGCCUGCCGUCACGAGGAGCACAUGGACGACGAGCCAUGA